Molecule: messenger RNA, 1701 nt
Organism: Eucalyptus grandis
Lineage: Eukaryota; Viridiplantae; Streptophyta; Magnoliopsida; Myrtales; Myrtaceae
Product: probable 2-oxoglutarate-dependent dioxygenase At3g111800
Exons: 3
Coding region: 294-1445 (383 amino acids)
Source: RefSeq, a predicted model, not a curated record
AGACGAAAAGAAAAGCAGAUCAAAAUCCAACGAGACAUAAGUAAAGAAAUGAAAAGAAAAACCUGAGAAAAAGCAAAAACCUGGACUCGAUGAUUCUCUCGAUGUCGGCGACGCCGUAGACAUUCCAUCAUUGCUGCUGCUUCUUGCUUUUCCUCUCUUUUCUCAAGUUCGUAUGUUGUGGAUGGCGGAGUGUUUUUCCAUUUCGAUGCCUCUCGGAACUGUAUAGCAAUAUGCAGGAGUAGCUUACUGUAGCUGUAGCUUUUGGGUUGGUGCGAAACUCGGUAGAUUUGAUCAUGGGCGUUUCGCCGGAGUCGGGCCGCGAGAAGCCUGUCGACUUCCGAGCCCCACCGCCGUCCCCGGUGGCGUCAGGCCGGCGGUCGUGCGUCACAAACGACGACGUCUUGACCGAGUUCUUGGAGAGCUCGCUCCGAGUCCCGGAUCUCGUCUUGCCCGACAAGAUCUUCCCGAAGCAGAAGUUCAUCGAGAACCCCUCGAGCAUGGACUUCGGCUCGUUGGGCACGCCGGGGAGCGACUCCGCGUCGAGGAUGUUGGAUUCCAUAGCGAGGGUCGGAUGCUUUCAGCUGGUGAACCACGGGAUCGGGCGCGAGUCCUCGCACGGCGCAAUGACGGCCGCUGCCGGGAUCUUUCUGGUGCCACCGGAGAAGAGGGCGGCAGCGAUGAGGUCGCCGGAGAAGCCUUACGGGUUUGAGGAAGUCCACGGCAGCGGUGAGGAAGAAGACGGCAGCGAGUUGGCUGAAGAGUUUGUGUGGAGUAGAGAGGAAGGGUUGGAGGCGGAGCUGCAGAGAGUAUGGCCAUUGGGUUAUUCAAAUUUCCGUGAUGAAAUGGUGAAACUUCAAUCGCAUGUUGAGAAGAUUGCAGAGAGGGUCAUGACAGUUCUCUGGGAGCAAUGUCUUGAAGAAUCCACGCGCGGAAACGAUGGCAUGAAAGGCGAAGGAUGUGCCGGUGCCGACACCGGAACAAUGUGCUGCAUUCUUAAGCACAGUAAGAACGUCCUGGACGAUGAUCGGUGGGCGAGCUCUCUCAGGUACGACGUGAUCAGGAUGAUGAUCAGAGGAGCCGAUUACUCCCACGCCUUGUGUUUGCACUUGUGCGACGGCGCCUCGGAGUUUCAUGUGUACUCCAAGAAAGGGUGGGUCUCGUUUUGCCCCGAUAAACACUCUUUGAUUGUCACGGUUGGAGAUCAAUUUCAGGCAUUGAGUGGCGGGCGGUACAAGCAUGUGGUAGGGAGACCGAUCUUCAAGAGCGAGACGGAGGACCGCAUCUCAAUGGCUUUCCUCUGCUCGCCUCCACAGCGCACGCCGGCUUCCAAUGAUGAAGAGCGCUGCGGCGGGAGGAACACGGUCUCCGUCGGCCAACAAGUCAUGGCGGCCAUCGUUCUAAGCCUUGCGUACCAUCUUUUCCUUUACAUUCUCAACAAGUUUUGAUCAUCUUUGGUUACUUCUUUCGAUUGUGGAUACAGCACGGGGAGGACCAUAUGCAAAGCAAGAGGCUUCUUGUUUUCCUUGAGUGAAGGGCGAGGUGUUCUUUGACUUUUUACAUGAUUGUUGACAGAUUUUGUAUGGCUUUUGAAGAAGUAAAUAGUUAGGUGAAGUUUCAGACAUUGAUCAGUUUGCUGGAUUCUUUCAUCUAUUACUUCAAUCCAGAAAUAAAGAGUCAAUGGACUCGACAUUUACACAUUUA